CUCAGCUUAUAUGCUGACUGGCACUCAUUUUAAAAUUAUCUAUCGCAAAUCAACUCAUCAAACAAGAGGAUCAUGAUGAACUGUAGCGAUACACCAUUAGAGGACUACUGGGAAUAUCAGCUCAGUCAGAAUAUCUACAAAUAUGGUGGGAUCAUUCUAUUGGUCAUUGGAAUCAUCGGAAAUGUAUUAUCGAUGAUUGUUCUUCUCAGGAAAAAAUUUCGAACAACCACUACGGGUGUUUAUCUAUUCGCUCUAUCAGUGACAGACUGCACUGUCAUCAUAUGGGCUCAAUUCUUACGUCAUGCGCUCCGUGGUCUAACUGGGAUCGACCUCCCAAAUCAGUACCCCUGGUUCUGCAAGCUAUGGUACUUUAUCAUUAAAGUAACAACAACUGCCUCAGGAUGGCUUCUGGCAGCACUGACCAUUGAACGGGUUCUAGGUAUCUACAUGCCACUGAAAUGGCGCAUCUACAGCACAACACAAAAUGCCAGGAUUGGGAUAAUCGCCAUCUAUAUUUCCUUAGCAGGCAUCAACAUGCAUUACUUCUGGUCAUACGGUCCUGUUUACAUCACAGAUGAGAAAAACAUCACUACAAAAGCUACAGGGUGUUCCAUAUCAACUGAUGACUCUAACCUAGAGCACUUCAUGCUCAACUAUAGGCCAACAAUGGAUCUAAUCACAAGAACUUUCUUGCCAUUUGCGGUUAUUGCCAUUGGCAAUAUUAUGAUUAUAUUUAAAUUGAAGAAACAGCUAAGAACACGUGAUCAUCUGACACAAUCUAAAAAUGAAUUUCAGAAGAUUGACAAAUAUGGUGCUGAAAAUCCUGAAGCCAGACUUCCUGCUUUUCAGACCAAUGCCUUAACCACUAGGCCAACCCGGCGACCACAAGGGCUAAGUGCCAAUGGAAGUUCCCCUGACUUGAAUUGGUCCUAUCCACCAGAUAUUGCAAAACCUCGAGAAAGAAUUGCCCAUGCAGAUGACUCAGGGCUGAACCAUGCAUGA
Messenger RNA from Owenia fusiformis, 1002 nucleotides. NCBI's taxonomy places the organism in Eukaryota, Metazoa, Annelida, Polychaeta, Sabellida, Oweniidae. The record is from the annotation of a GenBank genome assembly.